Molecule: messenger RNA, 5178 nt
Organism: Gopherus flavomarginatus (Mexican gopher tortoise)
Lineage: Eukaryota; Metazoa; Chordata; Testudines; Testudinidae
Gene: RUNX3
Product: RUNX family transcription factor 3
Exons: 7
Coding region: 193-1443 (416 amino acids)
Biological process (GO): neuron differentiation; hemopoiesis; regulation of cell differentiation
Cellular component (GO): nucleus
Molecular function (GO): RNA polymerase II cis-regulatory region sequence-specific DNA binding; ATP binding; DNA-binding transcription factor activity, RNA polymerase II-specific
Source: RefSeq, a predicted model, not a curated record
AACCACAAGCAAACUGCAAUCUCCAAUUUAGAAGAGUACCUGUACCUCAGCGAGGAGGUUCUCCCCCCCUCUUGGUUGUUAACACCAGCUGUAUUUUUGUCUGUCUAGGUUCAAACUUAUUUUUUCAAGACUAGCGGGGGGAAUAUAAACAAACCACAAGGACUGGCCGAAGAAUCAUUUUGGGCUGGGGUCAUGGCUUCCAACAGCAUAUUUGACUCGUUUGCAACCUAUUCGUCAACCUUCCUCCGUGACCCCAGCACCAGCCGGCGCUUCACACCUCCCUCCACGGCCUUCCCCUGCGGUAAGAUGGGAGAGAACAGCGGGGCGCUGAGCGCGCCGGCGCCGGGCUCCCGAAGUCGGCCCGAGGUGCGCUCGGUGGUGGACGUGCUGGCGGACCACGCGGGCGAGCUGGUGCGCACAGACAGCCCCAACUUCUUGUGCUCGGUGCUGCCUUCGCACUGGAGGUGCAACAAGACCCUGCCGGUGGCCUUCAAGGUGGUAGCCCUUGGAGAUGUACCUGAUGGGACUGUAGUCACAGUCAUGGCUGGAAACGAUGAGAAUUAUUCUGCAGAGCUCAGAAAUGCCUCCGCAGUCAUGAAAAAUCAAGUGGCAAGGUUUAAUGACCUCAGAUUUGUUGGGCGAAGUGGCAGAGGAAAAAGCUUUACAUUGACAAUCACAGUGUUCACAAACCCCACACAAGUCGCUACCUAUCACCGAGCCAUUAAAGUGACUGUGGAUGGACCCCGGGAACCAAGAAGGCACAGACAAAAGCUAGAAGACCAAGCCAAGCCCUACACAGACCGCUAUAGCGAACUGGAACGUCUGCGCCAGUCUAUGAGAGUUACCCCAACAACUCCCAAUCCCCGAGGAUCCCUGACCGCCCCAGGCCACUUUGGGUCACAGACUCAGACUCCAAUACAAGGCACGUCGGAUCUGAGCCCCUUCUCCGACCCACGUCAGUUUGAUCGCUCCUUUCCCACGCUGCCGGCCCUCACCGAAACCAGGUUUUCUGACCCCCGGAUGCAUUACCCCGGCGCGAUGUCAGCGGCCUUCCCUUACACCGCCACGCCCUCAGCCACGGGAAUCAGUGGCCUCAGCAUGACCAGCAUGCCCACCACAACCCGCUUCCACCAUACCUACCUUCCGCCACCCUACCCUGGCUCCACCCAGAACCAAAGUGGACCCUUCCAAACCAACCCCUCCCCUUACCAUUUGUACUACGGUACGUCAUCCGGAUCAUACCAGUUCUCCAUGGUGGCGGGGGGGGAGCGCUCGCCCACGAGGAUGCUGUCCUGCACGAGCGCCUCGGCAGGCAACAACUUAAUGAAUCCCAACCUUGCCAAUCAGAAUGAUGGAGUGGAUGCGGAUGGUAGUCACAGUAACUCGCCUACAGCCAUGACGACCACCGGGAGGAUGGAUGAGUCUGUCUGGAGACCCUACUAGAAAGGACUCAAGUAGGCACGUGUAACUUGAACUGAAUAAAAUGCCCACCAAUGUGUUACUCUUGUCAAUCGCGAAUAGAGCAAAAUGAGGCCUAGCACGGGACGCCUCCCAAUCUGAAGGCAAGUCAGGAUCCUUCCUUCAUCAAUAUAGGUAAUUGGCAAGCAAAGACGGACCAGAGCUGUAUACAGUUCAAGACACGCGUCCACAAGGCUUGACUUGGUCACUCAGUAAGGUCCCUUUGGUCUCUCUGAAAUGGGUGGAUUGUAUAUAGGAGUGUGUGGAAUCAGAUGUUUGUUAAUCGCGCAGCUAUGGCUAUGUUCGAAAUGCCGAUCAAUCAUCUCGCUCUUAACCAAAAAAACCCUGCCCUCCUGCAGAAUCAUAGGUAUUAGAGAAAAUUUUACAAAGCCCUCAGAAAUCAGCCAGUCCAUCUCUCUGCAAAUACAGGAAGAAUGAACUAAGACGCCUUAGCCACUCGCCCCUUCCAGAAAAGGGCCUUUAACCACCAAAUGAACUCAGUAAGGAUACCAGAGCUGCCCGCAUCAGCUGAGACGCGAGUCUUGUUUACAGCAAAACAGAUGUGACUGGCUCUCGCUGACGCAGUUAAGGCUCUGAAGAACAUUGCUAGCGAGUGAGCAGGUAUCAGCCAUGUGAACAAGUGCUGUGAUAUGACUUGGAACGUGGCUGUAUUGUGAUUUUUGUAUUGUUUUGUUUUUAACGGUAACAUGGCUGAUCUCACGCUUGACGACCUCCCCAAUCCCCUUCCCAUAUGUUUACAUGAGAUGUAAUUUUUUUACACAAUGUGUUUUCCUUUUGUCCUGACAUGGACGUUAAGUUCUUGCUACUUCUAGUUAGUCUCGAUGGUUGCGUCCGAGACGAAGAAUGCGUUUGGGACAAUCUAGUGUGUGAGGUGCACUUACAAACAUGUUUGCUGCAAAGAGGGCUCGGAAGCCUUUGGAAUCGUACGAAAUCCAGGAUAGCGGCUUCUCCUCUCUCAUUUCCAAGCGGCACACAGGCAGCUGUGGCAACACUUAGUAUUUAUUUUAUGGUUCUCUUCCAUUUUUGCACCCAGAGUGGCUCAACACACCAUGCAUCUGUGCUUAAAGAAAGGAGAUUGUCAGCUGAUUCUUAAAGUACUGACUGAGAUUUGAAUGACCCCUCCAUUUUAAAUAAAAUGUAACUCCCUGGUUUUUUGGGGUUUUUUUAGACAAAUGAAAUCAUAAUCUAUAGCACCUCUCAUCUCAAAGUGCUUAGCAUAAUUAUUCUUCAUAUCACAGGCCCUGCAGUGAUUUAGGGCACUAUUAUUAUCCCCAUUUUACAGACAGGUAAACUGAGGUAGCAGGCUUUGUCUAAGGCCAUGUUCAGUGGCACUAUUGACCCACGCAUACCACCAGUACCGGAGCAGCAGCUAGAGGCCUCAGCUGAGAUUAUGGCCCAUCGUGCUGGGUGCUGCACAGACACAUAGUGACCAUCCUCCACAGUGACCUUACAACUGAAAUAGACAAAGCGCAAGGAAGUAAAUGAGACAUCACACAGUAGCUCUGUGGCAGAGUCUGGGCUAGAACCCAGCAUUCCUGGGAUCUCCCUGGACCAUACUGCCCCUCCACAUUGCUAGCUGACAAAAGUUAGCUCCCUGGGCUUCAAACAGGAAUUAGGACCUGAUCCUAACAUAACCUUACUCACACUAGUUGUUCCAUUGAAGACAAUGAGACGACUCCUGUGAAUAAAGUACGUUUGCUUGUAUAACAGUUUGCCCCAUCAGCCUGAAAGUGGGUUGGAAGAGCUGCCACACUAGCCACACACUAACUGAACGUAGCGAACCAGUGGCAGGGUAGGUGGGACCAGAACCCAGGACUCGUGUGUUGCAAUAGCUAUUUUAAGGAGAGGGGGGUCCUGCUCCCGUGUUGCAGUGAAACGUGUACGCCCAUGCAAAAUGGAUACAAAAUACUACUGAAUCAGACUGGAAGCAUUUUCCCUCCACUUUGCACAUGGCGACGGGUGAUUGAGAGUCAGGGCCUAGAAUUCGAUUCCCAGUCUUGUUAAAUAGGAUGGUCCCAUGGGAGCUGGGUGCAUCAGUCAGUAUCUUUUAGGAUCUGAACUAGAGGUCUCCUGUAGUUGUGUAGCCACUUCAGAUGAGACGCAUUAAUAAUAAUGCUGAAGCUUAGUUCUAAGUUCAUCAUAACUCUGUGAGUAUUUAACAAAGCAUGUGGCUGGAAGCAAGCAUCUGUCUAGCAGGGUGAUGUAGGCCCAGAGCUGCCCCUUUUUUCCCCUUAACCAAUUAUGAAACUGCUACUACUCAGUGGUGGGGGGUUAAAGUUAUCAUGAGAAUUAUUUGGCAUCUGGUUGCUUAUGUUUGAGUGAGUUAAGGUUGAAUUUCAAUGAGCCCUUGAGCUAGGGUGACCGGACAGCAAGUGUGAAAAAUCGGGACGGGGUGGGGGGUAAUAAGAGUCUAUAUAAGAAAAAGACCCAAAAAUCAAGACAGUCCCUAUAAAAUCUGGACAUCUUGAGCACCUUUGAAAAUUCCACCCUACGCACCACAGCUAAAGCAAAGAUGGAUGGCUUAUCAAAUCUCAGUGGGUAUCUUUCCAGCAAUCAAAUGACAUAUAAUGCCUAGAAAUUGCACUACCGUUUAAAUAUGGGGUUGAGACAUCAAAUCAUACAUACCGGGAUUUAGUUGUAAAGCUGCAAUGACCACUCAUGGAUUUAAAAACCGCAAACUCCACUUGCCUUAGCAAACAGCAAGCCCAUGCCUCUUGAUUGCUAUCUGUCUGUCAAACUGGACUAUGGCAGCCUGUCUUGUGAUGCAUUCAAAGCCAUCAGUACAAUAUUUCCACUGAUAGCACAAAGAAAACAAGGAAUUCUUCAUACCAAUUUAAUGGUGUUCAUGGAGUAUUUAAAACCAAAAAAAAUAAUAAUAAAAAUCUGCAACUAUGUUCCUUUAUGACAUAUUGUGUCAUAUGAAGGGGUAAAUACAGGCAUCUCUAUUUUAUGCAAAUGGUCACAAGACUGGCCAAAAGAAUUUGCUUUGCACUAUCAUUUGCUUUUUUUAAAAAAAAUAAAUAAAUGCACAAUUGCUUGUACAGUAAAACCUUUGUCUGGCUUAUGAAAUAUUUAACUGUAAAAUCUAAUUUUUUGGUCUUAUGUGUUAUAAUAAUAUAAUUCUUAAAUAUGUUGAAGGAUCCAGUUCUUAAUAAUGCUUCCUCGACUUGUGCGUGCAGGGUCAAAAACCAGAAACAACCAAAAAGUGAGAACGGAAGAAAGAUCUUGCUGUAGCUAAAGAGGGCAGAGCUUGUCUAUGUGUUUUGUUUAAAUGGAAUUUUGGGACGGCCAUUGCAAAAAUGCUAGCAAUACCAAAUAAUGUGGAUUUUUGUGUAAUAUACCAGCCCUACUUGAAGGUAACUCCCUAUAUUUAAUAUGUAGCCCAUCUUUUUACCUGUAGCACUUGUCACUGGGGAGGAAGGGGGUCUGCGCCCAUUGAAGUCAUUAGCGAAGCUCUCACUGCGGAUGAUUCUGCUGCUUUUAGCUUCAGUGAGCACAGAAUCAGGCCCCCUCUUCUUGGCCUAUCUUGUGAAUAGGUGGACUCGAGUUUGUAAGAAGCCAUAGCGAAGUGGCCAGUUCUGCUUUUCUAUUAUAAACGUUGAUGUUCUUAUCAAAUGUACGUGAUUAUCUUGUCAGGCAUCUGUGUAAUCAUUUUAAGGCCUUUCCACAUGGAAUAAUAAAUGUAUGGUUACAAGUCUC